Molecule: messenger RNA, 2274 nt
Organism: Sinocyclocheilus anshuiensis
Lineage: Eukaryota; Metazoa; Chordata; Actinopteri; Cypriniformes; Cyprinidae
Product: selenide, water dikinase 1-like
Exons: 9
Coding region: 449-1627 (392 amino acids)
Biological process (GO): L-selenocysteine biosynthetic process
Cellular component (GO): cytoplasm
Molecular function (GO): selenide, water dikinase activity; ATP binding
Source: RefSeq, a predicted model, not a curated record
GGAACUCUUGGGUUAUGGCUAAAAAACCGAGUCGCGAACUCUUCAAACGAACCGAAUCACUAAAGCAGAUUCUAUCUUGGACAGAGAGCGCGCGCCACAUCAAUAUAGAAUUCCAAGAACCCGAAACCCACAUAUUUGCUCAUAGAAAUGAAUUACUUUAUCUAUUUUGGAAAGAACACAUUAAUUAUCACAGCACAUAAAAUCUAAAUAAAAAACAGAAUGCGUUAUAUGCUUGAGUGCUUUGUUCUAUAUGCAGUAAUGAGCAGGACAGCUAAACAGAAACAUGGCCAUGUAAACAAAGCAGGCUGGACAGUGAAUUCAGCUCAGCAAGAGCUUUGAACAGAGCUGAUGUAUUUAAAGGGGAGGAUCACCUCUGAGCAUCUUUGCAAAGACAUUUAUUGACUUUACCAUAGUGUGAAGGUGGUGUUGUUGGCUGACGCUUUUAAACAUGUCGGUGCGGGAAUCUUUUAACCCGGAGAGUUAUGAACUCGACAAGAACUUCAGACUAACACGCUUCACAGAGCUCAAGGGAACGGGCUGCAAAGUUCCUCAAGAUGUGCUCCAGAAACUUCUAGAAUCCCUGCAGGAAAACCAUUAUCAGGAAGAUGAGCAGUUCCUUGGGGCUGUAAUGCCCAGGCUAGGUGUUGGUAUGGACACCUGUGUGAUUCCGUUGAGACAUGGAGGCUUGUCACUUGUGCAGACCACAGACUAUAUCUACCCCAUAGUGGACGACCCAUAUAUGAUGGGGAGAAUUGCUUGUGCCAAUGUGCUGAGUGACCUGUAUGCCAUGGGGGUAACGGAGUGCGAUAACAUGCUGAUGCUUCUUGGUGUCAGCAACAAACUCACAGAGAAGGAGCGUGAUAAGGUCAUGCCUCUGAUCAUCCAGGGGUUUAAGGAUGCAUCCGAGGAGGCGGGAACCUCCGUUACAGGAGGUCAGACUGUUAUAAAUCCUUGGAUAGUCCUGGGAGGCGUGGCCACAACAGUGUGCCAACCUAAUGAGUUCAUUAUGCCAGAUAAUGCAGUACCAGGGGACGUGCUGGUUCUCACCAAACCUCUAGGAACACAAGUGGCGGUCGCAGUGCACCAGUGGCUGGACAUUCCAGAGAAAUGGAAUAAGAUAAAGUUGGUCGUCUCUCAGGAGGAUGUUGAACUGGCUUAUCAGGAGGCCAUGCUGAACAUGGCUCGACUCAACAGAACAGCGGCCGGGCUGAUGCACACCUUCAAUGCACACGCAGCAACUGACAUAACAGGGUUUGGGAUCCUGGGUCACGCUCAGAAUCUGGCCCGGCAGCAGCGCACAGAGGUGUCCUUCGUCAUUCACAACUUGCCGGUUCUCGCCAAGAUGGCCGCUGUCAGCAAAGCUUGCGGCAACAUGUUUGGCCUUAUGCACGGCACCUGCCCGGAGACCUCAGGAGGUUUGCUGAUCUGUCUUCCACGUGAGCAAGCGGCCCGUUUUUGCGCCGAGAUCAAAUCUCCCAAGUACGGCGAGGGUCACCAGGCCUGGAUCAUCGGCAUCGUAGAGAAAGGCAACCGUACGGCACGCAUCAUCGACAAACCCCGCAUCAUCGAAGUCGCACCGCAAGUGGGCACACAGAAUGUCAACACCACCCCGGGAGCCACGUCUUAGACCUGACCCCGUGACCCCUGAGCGGCCCGAAUGGCUAGUGUACUCUAGCCUCAGCUGAAAAUAUAUCAAAGUAAUGAUAUAUAAAACGUCUGCCCACCUUGGCCUUCGGGGCAGAUUCCUCUACAUGGACACAGUUAUAAAGCAGAAGAACAUUUCACAAAGAAAAUUCAAUUGCCUUUUUAUGUCUAUAGUUUUCUGUUUCAUUAACCGAACAUGCACCUGAUUGUGAGGCAGCUUCCAAGUUGAACGAAUAAUUAAUAGUAUAAUACUUACCUGGCACUGUUGAUUACUUCCAAAUUUCUUCUGCUCACACAUCACCUGCGGUUUCAUACUUAGCCAUGGUGUGUUUUAGCCUUUCCUCUUAGUAUGCACAGCCCAUGUGGUAGUUCACAUCAUAAUCUUUGCCUCGAAAAAAUAGUUAAUGAAGCUGCAGUGACGAGGAAGAGUCGGGAAAAGAUUGCUUUUUUACUUUUGUAUUAUCCCUCGUUUGUCGGAUUAAAUAAUCCUCCAUCUCUGUUCGGUGGAAACGUUAGACUGAAGGAAUCCAAGGUAAUACCUCUCUAAUAAAUCAAGUCCUCGUAUUUUGGGAAAUGCACUCCUGCCUUUAAUGGAGGUGCUGAAGUUUCUCAAAGAAUGUGCUAAACAUU